CUUCUGUUUUCUUUGCAAUUCGUCCUGACUUGAUAAUUGACAUCCAUGAGCCUUUUCCGAACGUGCGGUAGACCAAUUCAAUUCCUCCGACAGCUCUCCCACCCCUACUCCACAUCAGCAAGUUCUGCAAGACCCAACAAUCCCUUCAAUCUAGCCGUUCACCCCACGCUUAUCCGACGAACAAUGGCGUCCGCAAUGGCCAAGCGCCUCGAAGGCAAGACUAUCCUCGUUACUGGUGCCUCUUCCGGUAUCGGUAAGAGCACUGCCAAGGAGUUUGCACGUACCUCGCCCAACAACCUCAAGAUCAUCGUGACUGCGCGCCGUCUCGAGGCACUCAAUGAGCUCGCGGCUGAGAUUAAGGCGGAGGUCGGCGAGGGCGUCAAGGUGCUUCCUGUGAAGCUGGACGUCAGCAACCCGGAGGAGAUCAAGAACUUUGUGCCCUCUUUGCCCGUCGAGUUCAAGGAGAUUGAUGUGCUUGUCAACAAUGCUGGUCUUGUCAAGGGUGUCGCGCAGGCUCCCGAGAUUGCAUCCGAAGAUAUCAGUGUCAUGUUCAACACCAACGUCACCGGUCUUAUCAACAUGACCCAGGCCAUCCUGCCCAUCUUCAAGAAGCGUGACGAGGGCGGCCGUGGCGAUAUCAUCAACAUUGGAAGUAUUGCCGGUCGUGAGCCUUAUGCCGGUGGUAGUAUUUACUGUGCUACCAAGGCUGCCGUUCGUUCUUUCACCGAUGCCCUUCGCAAGGAGCUUAUCGCCACGAGAAUCCGUGUUAUCGAGAUUGACCCGGGUCAAGUUGAGACUGAAUUCUCUGUUGUGCGAUUCUACGGCGACAAGUCGAAGGCCGAUGCUGUCUACAAGGGUGUCGAGCCUCUUACUGGUGACGACAUUGCCGAGGUUGUCGUCUUCGCCGCCAGUCGUCGUGAGAACGUCGUCAUUGCCGAUACCCUAGUUUACCCUAGCCACCAGGCCGGCGCUGGUGUCAUGCACCGCAAGUCUUAAUAAACCUCCCGUGCUGGGAGACAGAGAUGAUACAGAUAGAUCGCAUCCAUAAUUGUUCAUGGUUACACCUUAUAUGAAUUCACAAAGGCAUUGACGCGGUGUUAUCUGGGCUGCAGACUAGUGCCAUCAUGUGGAUUGAAGUAAAUAUUAACAGGCAUACCUAAUAUGGUUGUCUUCAAUCUUAACAGCAUAUAUCGCAGUCGCCGAGUCUAUAUUUACCGCGGACUGUUUACUGAAUAUCAUGCAGGAACGCGUUCAGAAUAACCAGAACAAAUGGAAGUCAAUAUGUAUAAAACGAUCAUUUAUCUCGCACAUCAAAUGGGGAAGGGUGCAUAUCUG
Molecule: messenger RNA, 1335 nt
Organism: Penicillium brasilianum
Lineage: Eukaryota; Fungi; Ascomycota; Eurotiomycetes; Eurotiales; Aspergillaceae
Source: the annotation of a GenBank genome assembly